UUCAAAAAACAAGAGGCCGAGAACCAGCGUGUGCCAUUUACGCCAUUUGCGAGAAGAAACCCAGCUCCAGAGUGAUUCUCUACUGUUCGUCUCUUCCCCUUCCUUUAAUUUCUUCUCUCCAAGGCAGAGUUACUUUUUUGUUUUAAAGAGGAAAGAUCGAAUCAAUGGCUGAGGAAUUUGGCAAGUCCGUCGAGGAUGGUCUCAAGCUCUCCAAGCGUUUAUACUUCGGGAAGGACAGGGCCGUUACUCCUCCUAAGCCGCCGCUGUCCAUGGAGAAGUCUUCAGAAAUGUUACUCCCAAUGGCACCCAUGGUUUACGCGGUCAUAUCUGAUCCGGCUAUUGUGGAUAACCCGGAUAUGCCUAGCUACCAGCCUCACGUGCACGGCCGGUGUGAUCCGCCCGCGCUUAUUCCGCUCCAGAUGACCCGGAUAGAACUCGAGGCUGAUUCUUAUUUGGAUUCAGUUAUUGUUCGCGUAAGUGGAUCCUGGCGGGUUCAUUGCGUUAUGGGCAGCAAGAGCUGUGAUUGCCGUAUCGCGAUUCCUAUGGGCGAGCAGGGUUCAAUUCUAGGUGUUGAGGUGGAAGUUCCUAGAAUGUCGUAUUCUACUGAACUGAUUGCAAUGGAUGACAAAAAAGAUAUGGAAAAGGAAGGCCGGCCUGAAAAUGGAGGCUUUUUGAAGCCUCAUAUAUUUACCAUGGCAAUUCCAAAAGUUGAUGGGGGCUCCUCUCUUUCCAUAAAAGUUAGUUGGAUACAAAAAUUGUUAUACCGAAAUGGAGAGUUCUCAUUGAUUGUGCCAUUUAGUUUUCCGGAGUAUGUCACUCCUCCUGUAAAGAAGCUACCAAAAAAAGAAAAGAUACAAUUGAAUGUAAACUCUGGUAAUGGAAAAGAAAUUCUGUGCAAGACGACUAGUCAUCCUUUGAAGCAAUUAAAACGUGAAGCAGGGAAGUUGGGUUUCUUGUAUGAAUCAGAAGUUCUCACUUGGACAGAUAUUGAUUUCGCUAUCUCAUAUUCUGUCUCCUCAAGUCAUAUAUAUGGUGGUGUGAUUUUGCAAUCCCCAUCUGUGCAUGAUGUUGACCAAAGAGAGAUGUUCUCUGUCUAUCUUUUCCCAGGAGAUCAAUCGAGUGGGAAGGUGUUCAGAAAAGAGAUAGUAUUUGUCGUUGAUAUAAGUAGAAGCAUGGAAGGAAAGCCACUUGAGGGUACAAAGGAUGUAUUGUUUGGAGCCCUGACCAAACUUGAUUUAAAUGAUUCAUUCAAUAUUAUAGCUUUUAAUGGAGAGACUUAUUUAUUUUCUUCAUCAAUGGAGUUGGCGACUGCGGAAACAGUUGAAAAGGCUGUUGAGUGGAUUAAUCAAAACUUUAUUGCAGGGGGCGGUACAAAUAUCUUGCUUCCCCUAAAGCAGGCACUGGAGAUAGUAUCAAAUACUCAUGGUUCGGUUCCUGUCAUUUUUCUUGUCACUGAUGGAGCUGUUGAAGAUGAAAGACACAUUUGUGAAUUAGUGCAAAGUCAUCUAACUGGCAAAGGAUCAAUAUGUCCACGCAUAUACACUUUUGGCAUAGGUACAUACUGUAAUCAUUAUUUCCUGCGCAUGCUUGCAAUGAUUAGCAGGGGGCAAUAUGACGCUGCGUAUGAUGUAGAUUCAGUUCAAUCUCAAAUGCAAAAGUUGUUUGUCAAAGGUCUAUCUACUGUUCUUGCAAACAUAACGAUUGAUGCAUUUAAUGAUCUUGAUGAUGUUGAGGUGUACCCCUCCCGUAUUCCAGACCUUUCAUUUGAAAGCCUGUUAAUUAUUUCUGGGAGAUAUGGGGGAAACUUCCCGGAAACUGUUAAAGCUAAAGCUGUUUUAGGAGAUUUGAGUAAUUUUGUUGUAGACUUGAAGAUACAAAAAGCAAAAGACAUGCCUUUUGACAAGAUUUUUGCAAAGCAACAGAUUGAUCUACUCACAGCCCAGGCGUGGUUUUCAGAAAACAAACGGCUUGAAGAGAAGGUUGCCAAAAUGAGCAUGCAAACAGGUGUUGUGUCCGAAUAUACUCUUCUGGCAUUACUUGAGACUCAGAAAGGAAAUCAAGCCACGGAAUCACCUAGAACACAUAAGUUAUCACACAAGACUGAUUCUUUAAAAGUGGAUUCUCAAGGCUGCAGAAGAAUAUUGCUACCAAACCUUUGUGUUGGCUUUGGCAAUUUGACAGCAACAGCUGAAAACAUUCCUCCUGGAGCAGAAGAAACAAAGUUGCCAGAGGCAGCUGAAAUCAUCAUCAGGGCAGCUUCAAAUUGUUGUGGAAGUAUGUGUAAUAGAUGCUGUUGUAUGUGCUGCAUCCAGUGUUGCUCCAAGAUGAAUGACCAAUGUGCAAUAGCAUUAACGCAGCUCUGCACUGCUCUUGCGUGUUUUGGGUGCCUAGAGUGUUGUUCACAACUGUGUUGCUGUGGAAACGAAGGGAGCUAACAACUUGAUCUCAAAUAUUUUUAUUAAACAGUGUAUAUUUGGCGGUGUAUAUUUGAUAUAUACGGUAUAUGGUAGAGAUUUGUUUAAAGCAUUCAUUCUUCCCCCCAAACGGCUUAUUGUACUCCAUUGUAAGUAUUUGAUAACUGUUACUGCUCAGUCCUAUUGUUAUGUAGGGAUGGCUGCAAGGUUCCAGAGUGAGUUAUCAGUUGAUGUUACAAAAAUUAUGCAGAAGAAUUCCUCA
Molecule: messenger RNA, 2676 nt
Organism: Hevea brasiliensis (rubber tree)
Lineage: Eukaryota; Viridiplantae; Streptophyta; Magnoliopsida; Malpighiales; Euphorbiaceae
Exons: 13
Coding region: 165-2435 (756 amino acids)
Source: RefSeq, a predicted model, not a curated record